UUUCGAUGAAUCGAUGACAACUUUUUUCAAUUUUUCAUUUCGUUUCAUUGUGGCAGACUAUCGUGGAAUAUUGUAACUGAAUUUUCAAAGAAAAAGAAAAAAAACAAUGAAAACGUCAUCAAUUGAUACUGGAGUGGAUUUUGAAUUGUUUCAAAAAGACUUACAAGAUAUUGAAUUGGAUUUUUUUCCAAACGUUGUUUCAAUAUUUAAAAUAUCAUCCUAUAUUAGAAAAUUUGGUUAUCUAUUUAUGACCAACGAUGAUAUUACCUAUGCAUAUGAUGAUGUAAUAUGCAAUUGGUUAUCGUUACAACAUGAUCCAAAACGACCAAAACAGAUUGAAAUUUUGAAUGGCAAGAAAAUUAUUCAAGUUGAUUCCGGUGAAGGAUUCGUUGUCAUUCUAACUGAUGAUGGAUUAGUUUAUCUUGCCAGUAAUAAAAAUUCACCUUGGAAAACGAAUAAUAAUUUACGAUUAAUCUCUACCGGUAAUGAUCGUUUUGAAAUGAUAGCAUGUGGAUGUAUUCAUUUUUUAUUGUUACGAAAAGAUGGAACUGUUUUCGCUUUGGGUGAUAAUUGUUAUGGUGUAUUGACCGGUAAUUCAGAUUCACAUAUUACUCUUGUGAACACUCGUUUGAAUAAUGUCAAAAUAAUAGCUUGUGGUGGAUUUCAUAAUCUAGCUCUCACCAAUACGAAUGAAAUUUAUUCCUGGGGCUAUAAUAACUAUGGACAGUUAGGUCUAGGCGAUACAAAUAACCGAACAACACCAUCACUUGUUUCAUUUCCUGAUGUUUCGAUUAAUAGUAAAAUCAAAAAUAUUGUGGCCGGUGGCAGUCAUUCAUUAUUUUUAUGGGAGGAUGGUCAGAUUUUUAUAUGUGGUUAUGGUAAACAACCAAAUAAUGAUAAUGAGCAAAAUGCAAAAGUGCCGACAAAAAUACCUAUUGAAAAUGUGCAAAGUAUAGCUUGUAAGAAUUAUCUCUAUUUUUCAUUGGCUUUAGAUCAGUCAUCACAUUAUUAUAGAUGGGGCAAAGUAGAAGACGAAUUGUUACCGCCAAUAAAAUUGGAUGGUAAACUGGAAUCAUUUGCUGCAGCAUCAGUAAUGGUAAAUAAAUCACCAAUCACUUUUGGCCUAACAUCAACCAUCUAUUCAUUCGAAUCAAAUGUUGCAUUUUUCAAUAAUCCAGAUAAUUAUGAUAUCCAAUUUGUUAUCGAUGACAAACGUAUAUUUGCUUCAAAAUGUCACCUGAAAAGAUUAUCAAAAUAUUAUAGUCAAAUGUUUACGGGUGAAUGGCAAAAAAAAAAGAAAGUGACCAUCAAAAAUUAUAGUUAUGAUACAUAUUGUUCAUAUCUGCAUAUGUUACAUACUGGUCGUGAUGAUUAUAUCCGAAUCAAUCAAUCCAAUAUAGAGGAAUUUAUUGAUUUGGCCAAUUGUUAUGGUGAUGAACGAUUAAUGAAACGUUGUCGAACAUUCAUACAAACAGAUUUGAAUGAACGGACAUUAUUUACUUAUCUAUCAUUAAUCAGUAAAUAUAAACUUGAUGGAAUGAAUGAUAAACUUUUCGAAUUAACUAUCAAAGAUGUUUUACCGAAAAACAAAAACAAUAUUAUAAAAUUUUUGGAAUGGUUUUACGAACAACAAUCUUUUUGUGAAACGAAAGAUUUGCCUCGCAAACGAAAAAAAGCAACCGAAAUUAACGAUAACUGAAAAUGAUUUUCUUUUCGAUUCUCCUGAUUGAUACAUUUGACUAUUAUAACAUUUUCCUUUUUUUGUUUUGUAUAAC
This is a messenger RNA of Dermatophagoides pteronyssinus (European house dust mite), 1775 nucleotides long. Its product is annotated as RCC1 and BTB domain-containing protein 2-like. Gene Ontology annotation, molecular function: protein binding. Lineage: Eukaryota; Metazoa; Arthropoda; Arachnida; Sarcoptiformes; Pyroglyphidae. The record is from RefSeq and is a predicted model, not a curated record.